Molecule: messenger RNA, 1575 nt
Organism: Plasmopara halstedii
Lineage: Eukaryota; Oomycota; Peronosporomycetes; Peronosporales; Peronosporaceae
Product: lupus la protein
Exons: 1
Coding region: 1-1575 (524 amino acids)
Biological process (GO): RNA processing
Cellular component (GO): ribonucleoprotein complex; nucleus
Molecular function (GO): RNA binding
Source: RefSeq, a predicted model, not a curated record
AUGGCGUCGGUGGAGGCCCAGAUUAAAAAGCAAGUGGAAUUUUAUUUCUCCGACAGCAACUUUCGUCGUGACCGCUUCCUGCGCGAGGAGACCAAAAAAUAUGAAGGUGGCUUUGUGCCCUUCAGUGUACUAUUUACUUUUAAGAAGCUGGCAGCACUUACUGUAGACAGUGCCGUGCUGCAGACCGCUAUCGCUGACUCGGACGUUGUAGAACUUAACGAGACAAAAGAUGCAUUGCGUCGCAAAAAUCCGUUGCCGGAUCAGGAUGAUGCAACUGAGCGCAUCAUCGUGCUAGCUGGAUUAGGUAAGGUCAUGCCCACUGUUGACGAUAUCAAGGAAGGCUUGAAGCCGCUUAAUGUGGAGUUGCUAUACAUUGACCGUAAAAGUUACCGCCGCAAUUUCUCUGGUGUUGUACACGUAGAGCUGAAAGAAAAAGAUGCUGUCCAGCGUGCUGUAGAUACUGCAGCCUCACUCAGCAUCAAUGGCUACGUGCCUAACAUUAUAUCCAUGGUGGAUUACCAAAAGCUGUCUCAUGUCGACAAGGUUGAAUUUGACAAAGCUACUAAUGCAAUGCUCGUAGCUAGGGACGUGCCUAUCAAGCCCGUAGUCUUUUUUCUCGACGAGCUACUGCCUAUCUGGAAGAAAGAUGACAAACUUCGCGCCCGUGUGCGCUACUUUGAAAACACACAAGAGCUUUACCUGUUAUUUUCACAAGCUGCAUUCGCUGAAAGCGUGCAGAAGCAUCUUUUAGAGGAUACGCCGAUAAUUGUGGACGAGAAGAAGCUCACGUUUGAACUGAUCACCGAUAAGGAAGCCAUUAAACUUCGUCCUCGUCGAAAUUACAGUGGCAGGGAGGACAGGAACGGUAGUCAAAAGCGUAAGCGUGACGACGAAAAGGUCGUACACAUUUCAAACAUUGGCCCGCGCACCCGCCGAGACGACAUCAAGCGGCUUCUUGCUACUGUAGUUGACCCGUCUUCGCGAUCACCAUUUAUUGAAUUUGAUGGCUUAGAUACGGCAUCAUUUAAGACCAGCGCGGCUGAAGCGACAUCGAUGUUUGAAAAGCUGUCAGUGCUUUCGAAUCCAGAACUUGGAGGCAAGAAGGUAUCAUUUCAUCUUCUUGAUGUGGAUGAAGAGCUUAAGGUCGAUGUACAGUACGACGAAGGACUUAUUGUGCGCUUUGCCGAGGUUGACGGUGAGAUCUCUCGUGAUGACAUAAAGAAUACUAUAAACGAAAAACUUGGCGAAAAGGCUGCCAAUAGUGCCGGUGUUGCUUUUAUUCAGUAUCAAAUAAACGAAAAAGACGGCUAUCUCCGUGUCACCAGCCCUGAGCUUGCGAAAGACGUUGUCGCCUUGUUUGCUGAUGGCGGGCUGGAUGUGAACGGUGUAAAGAUCCCGAAGGCCGCUUUGGUGAAUGGGGACGAGGAAAAGCAAUUCUGGGAAAACGCCCGAACAGCCCGCUACAAGCGCUUCAAACAGUCCCGUUCAUAUCGUGACCAGCAGCGUGGUGGCCGCGGAGGCCGGGGUGGUCGUGGCGGGCGUGGCGGUCGUGGUGGUCGAGGUCGUCGUCACUAG